Molecule: messenger RNA, 702 nt
Organism: Lachancea nothofagi CBS 11611
Lineage: Eukaryota; Fungi; Ascomycota; Saccharomycetes; Saccharomycetales; Saccharomycetaceae
Source: the annotation of a GenBank genome assembly
AUGAAGAGACAAUCGAUUGUAGGUGAAGAGAAAACAUUAAAGUCGCUCCAGAAAGCCUCUGAAGCUUAUUCGGCUUACUUAUCGUCAUAUGUUGAGGCUUUAAACAAAUAUAUUGGCCAUCAACGUCGAAUUUCUACGUUACGCUUCGAAAGAGCCACGUUAAUAAAGUACGUCAAGAAACUUAGGUUUUUCAACGAAGAACUGGCGAGCCUGGACUUGUUGCACGAUCCGAAGACCUUAGAAUUCACUGUUUCGUCAUUAGCGUCAUCUUUCAUAAGAUGCCUCGAGGUCGUCGAUCUUUUGAAUUACUACCUCACGCAAGCACUCAAAAACGAGACCAUCUCCAAGACCUUGAACUAUGACCUGAUCGUUGGUGAGAGCUGUGUCGCGUUCAUUGAUAAUACGUAUCGGCAUUUCGUGAAAUUCACGCAGUGGAUGCUCGAAGCCCUAGACAUACACGACCCGACCUUGACUAUUGAAGUUCUGCAAUUUGCCCGCAAAUGUGCGCGAGAAGAUGGUCUGAACAUUGAAGACACGGAGGACAUUUUACUGCAAGAAGUCGGCAUUGUAGAUGGUAUCGCCGAGUACCAGUACUUGCUAGACGAAUGGUGUACGGUGCUUUCGGAACAAGUCAAGUUUUUAAAUGAAGCUUUUGAAGUGGAAACUGUGCGUUGGAGCAAAGUUUUUGAGACUCGUAAAUGA